AUGUCAUUUGUCCCUGUCUGGUUCAACAAAGAUCCAGCUCUGUCUACCAGGAUGGGCGAUAUCCUGUUGCUUUUCAUCUACAUAGUGUAUACGUUUGAAUUAGUCUCCAAAAUCAUCGUGUUUGGAUUGAUCCUCAACACGCAUUCCACUACAAAACCUAGUCUGCGCACAUGGAACCAUCGCAUCCGCCACCACUUCCACCGGCGGCCCAGCUUCCUUUCCGUAGUCUAUACCAGCGAUAUUGAAUCCAUUCGAUCCUACUCGGACGAUCAACAGGACGAUACCGCCUCUAACUAUAUCCGUAGCCAUCAUCGCCACACUCUACUGCCCUCAUUUGCACAUCCACCCAGGUCCAUCUCCUCUGCAGCAUCUAUUCUCUCAGGCACAGGAUCAGAGAGAGCGUACCCUAACCAUCAUACCAUAUCGCGUAGUGUCAGUGGAUCGGAGCCACGUUCACCGAGCUCAGUAUCGCCAGCAGCUACUCCCACAGACAAUACCAGUGCUUCUGUCAUUGAUGAUUUAGAGUCCAUCCUCAGCCAAGAAUCCAUCUACAGUCAAGAGUCUUAUCUGUCUCUGCCAAACAAGCAGCACCGCACUCGCAUGGAAGAAGCUGACAGUGAGGAUGCCAAGUCCAUUCUCUCUGCAGCAGAGCAGCAAGUACUCGCCAGUCUGAAUCCAUAUCCUCAUCAUCAUACCACCUCUUCCGCAGCAGCAGCAGCAGCAUCACCAUCAUCAGGCGCAGGCACUGAUAUCGAUUUCCUCAAAGUGACACACAAGAGCUUUCUAUCCAAUCUGCCAAAUAGCAUUGAUCUAAUAUCGGUGGUAUCUUACUGGGUUGAUCUUGCUACAGUGCUUUAUCUCGGCAGACGUCCAUACCCUAUCUUCCAAGCGUUUGCAGCCACUCGAUUGCUUCGACUGCUGGUCAUUACUGAAGGCACUACGGUUAUUAUGAAAUCGCUGAGCAGUAGUUAUGAUAUGCUAAAGAACGUCAUGGGAUUCUUUGUCUUUUUCUGGCUGCUAUUUUCUCUGGCUGCCCUGUUUAUCUUUAUGAAUGCCUUUAGUAGACGCUGUGCUGUCUGGCCGGAAGACGGGCUCCAUAAGGACUUGACAGACAUCCAGUAUGUAGAACCUCGCAUCUCCUGCAGCGGUUACAUGACAAGCGCCAAUGACCGCACAGGCCCUUAUGAUAUCAACACGGGCACGCAAAACACGCAUCCUGGCGGCGAUGGGCUCUUUUGCAAACUGGGACAGGUCUGCAUUCAAGACGUUGCUAAUCAACCCGAGUAUGGCUAUAUGAGCUAUGAGAACAUUUUGUACACCAUGCUCAAUAUACUGACUGUGAUCUCUACCGAGAACUGGACAGACUUGCUGUACAUUACGCAAGACAGUGUCUCUGAGCUGGGUGCUGCCAUGUUCUACUCGUUUUGCAUCUAUCUGAUGACCUUUAUCAUGGUACCCAUGUUCAUUGCGGUAAUUACCACCUCCUUUUCUCAUGUGCGAGGCGAUAUGCGAGAAAGCGCCUUCUCCUCCAAGCGAAAGGCGAGGCUGCUGCUGGCUUCUGGAAAGCGGUACAAGACGCAUCAUCAGAAAGAACACUCAGAUGAGGAUCGCGAAGAGUGGAUAUACGAGGGAGCUGGAUUAGGAGGCCAUCGUCAGGCCAGAUCAUGGGUACAAGGAUGGGCCCACUUCGUUACGCACCAUGCUUAUUUCCCAUAUUUCGGCAGCAUACUGGUCGUGCUGAAUGUGCUUUGCAUGAUGUUUUACACUGCAAACAUGUCAGCAAAAGAUCAAAUGUACUAUGAUCUUGUAAAUAGGAUUUAUACCAUCCUGUUUGCUGUUGAGAUUAUGGUUCGCAUUUAUGGAUGUCUUCAUUGGAGACAGUUUUGGAUGAGAAUACGGAAUCGAGUGGACCUGAUCAUUGCCAUUGCUACCGUCAUGGAUGAAUUCUCCUUUGUGCGAGAGAGCAGAUACCAUCUCUUCUUGCUUGUAUUUAGUGUGUGCAGGUCCUAUCGCGUUGCGUAUUUGUUACCAGGCGUAUUGAGGUUGCUGUCUGAUGUCAUUGGCGAUGGUCAAGGCAUUAUAAACUUGACAUUUUUCACAUUCUUGGUUCUGCUGCUAUUGUCGCCCAUGUCAGUGCAGUUGUUUGGUGGCGACUUUCGGUUUGUGCCUGAAGACGAGCCAUCCAUGCGCUUUGACAAUUCGUAUCAGGCGUUUUUGGCUCUAUUUCAAAUCAUGACGGGUGAAAACUGGACUGAUAUCCUAUAUGAUGCGAUGCAUAGUCAAGAAGAUGCAUCCGUGUCUUAUGCUGCCAUCUACAUGAUAUUUCUUUAUUUCUCAGUGCACUAUAUGGUCCUCAACCUGUUUAUCGCUGUCAUUAUGGAGAACUUUGAUUUGGAUGAGGAGGAGAUCAAGCAAAUUCAAAUCAAAAAGUAUAUUCGAGAGCAUCGAUGGAAGCCCGAGUAUUUCAAGAUGGACACUAUCAGCAGACUCUUAUUGCCUCUGUUUGUCAUUCAGGACGAAAAGAAGCUAGACUUCAAGAGCAUUCCACAAAACCUCGUCGCUCAAGUUACGAGUAGCAGGUUCAAGGACUUUUUAGGACAAGACACCAGCAGCAGCGAGCACUCUCACCCUUAUUCGCCAGGACAUCCAAACAGACAUCUGACUCAUUUCUCUCUCUCCGAGCAAGGCCAUUCAUCUCGAUUCUUUGGUAAAAGGCCAUCCUCUCUGCUAUCUCAUAAAAGCGGCGUCAGCACAAGAAGGCCGUCUGUUGCAUCGCAAUACAGUAAUCACAGCCUCCGUUUGGAUACAGCAUCAAUAGCGUACCUGGAUCAAGAAGACGAGCCUCUGGUCAAAUACGGCGAUGAAUACGAGCUCAAUGUGGCUCGAGAGAACAAGGCAGUGAUUGUCGAAAAUCUGAACGUGUUUCGAUCCAUCAUCAUUCUGAAAAAGGAUAAUCUGAUACGUAAAGUAUGUACACAUCUUGCCACCAAGGACGGCUACAACUGGUUCAUUGUGAGCUUGAUUUGCAUCAGCACACUGCUUGCAUUAUGGGCAGAUGAGUCGAAUCGAGAGCAACAUCCUGUAUUGAUCCGUACGGUGAUAGGACCCUUGCAUGCAUUGCUCUUGCUGAUCUAUUGGAUUGAUAUCUUUAUACACAUGGUAGCAGAUGGCGUGUUUAUGCUUCCCAAAUCCUAUAUGAGAAAUGCGUGGAACCUGCUUGAUAUGAUGAAUCUGACAGGCCAAUUCAUUCUGACCAUUCUGAUGGCGACUGAUCUGGAUUCGGCUGAGAAACUAGCACUGUAUGUAAGCUAUCUGCGUAUACUGAGAACCCUGCGUUCUGUGCGCAUCGUUUACUACGUGCAAGGUAUGCGUACCAUCUUUUUAGACUUGGUGUAUGGUUUGCCAAAAAUGAUUGAUGCAGUCGCUUUGAACUUUUUGGUGUUUGUGCCCUUUGCUAUCUACGGCUGCUUCUUGUUCAGUGGUCGAUUCUUUGUCUGCAAUGAUGAUGACAUUGGCUCAAAGCAGGGCUGUUUAGGUGAAUUUCCAGCCACGGAUGACGACAAUUACGGUAUAUUACUCCCAAGAACCUGGAAAGACCCCUAUGAUUACUCUUUUGAUACGUUUGGAAAGUCGCUUUUGCAUCUGUUUGAGUGUGCCUCUGGUGAGGGAUGGAUACUGUCAUUAUUCUCUGCAAUGAGUGUGGUUCCAAAAGAUAGAGACUUGCAGCCUCAAUUCAGCUGGUCAACAUCUUCCAUAUUCUACUCCCUUUACUAUGUCGUAUUCAUGUUUGUAGCCUCUCUGUGCUCGAUCCAAUUGUUUAUUGGUGUGUUCCUGGAGAUUUUCAAGCAGAGAAGUGGUAUUUCUUCAUUGACAAACACGCAGCGACAGUUUCAGGAUUUGCAGAGACAACUGGCAUUGGUGAAGCCAUCGAGAAAGGCAGAAAGGCCUCCAGAUGGAUCACUCAGGGCCAUAUGCUAUGACUUGGUCAUUGACAAGCGAGGCAAGUUUGCUCAGUUUAUGGCUGCCGUUCUCGCUGCAAAUAUCAUUGUGUUUGCUACAGAGCAUUUGCAUCAACCUCCAUGGCUAGGGCAUUUACAAGACGCAUUAAAUGCCAUCUGCUUGUCAUUAUAUGUAUUCGAGAUGGGAGCAAAGAUUGCUGGAUUAGGCCUCUAUAAAUGGGCUUCUGCAAGAUGGAACAUUUACGAUAUGGUGUUGGUAUGGCUUGCUAUAUUGACAUCGAUUCCUAAAUACUAUGGAGAGUUACCAUUUGGAUGGGAUGUGUCCCGAAAGUUGUGUCUAGUCGGUAUAGCGUUUCGAUUAGCUCAACGUAAUGAAUCACUGGACACACUAUUCAGAUCUGUCAAACGAGCAUUGCCGUCGAUCUUCUUUGUAUCAUUUGUAUUUUUCAUCGUCAUUAUCUGCUUUGGUGUCGCCUUUCAAGAAGGAUUCUCUUCCACUCGCUAUGGACCCUACGGAAAUGAACACGCAAACUUUAGGUCGCUGUUCAACACCAUAUUGACCUUAUUUCGCAUCACUACGGGUGAAAAUUGGGACUUCAUGAUGCAUGAUUUCACCGUUCUGCCGCCUGAAUGUGUAGGCAAAGAUGACUGUGGAUUCCCAAAUUAUGCCAUUUUCCUAUUCAUCAGCUUCUACGUUGUUUGCACCUACAUCUUUGUUAAUCUCUUCACAGUGAUUGUCAUUGACAACUUUUCGUUUACAUUUGAUAAAAGAAAUCAAUUUACACUGAUUACAAGGACAGAUCUUCGAUACUUCAAAAAGGCAUGGUCCACGCUGGAUCCUACAGCCACUGGCUAUAUAGACGUAGCAAACGUUCCCAACUUUUUGAGUAAACUAGAAGGUGUCCUGUCCAUCCACAUCUAUGAGAAAGAGCAUUAUCUAAGCACUUUGCUGGAUGCUAGUAAUCAAAUUGAUGGUGAUGUCGGUCAUCUGAUCACUGUGUCUUUGUCAGAUGCCAAAGGAGCAAGCAAUACCAUGGGAGAGCGAUUUUUCAAUCUGCAUGAGUUCAAUAAGAGACUGUCCAACAUUGACCCCAAUAUCAUCAAGGAAAGAAAGAGGCAAUACGCCGAAGUGUACCAGGAAACCUUGAAUGCAGCCUCACAUCGUGGCAUUGCUUUUCACCAAAUGCUUGAGAUUCUCGCCAUUCGCCUGGUGGAUGUCUCUAAAUCACUCACCUUUGAUGAACUAGUGAACCGUGCCAGAAUCCAGGACAAGGUGGCUAAACAAUUGGCAGCGGAGCGUACCACAGGACUAGUGAACAUGAUGAUCCAGAGAAGACAAUUUUUGAAAAAUCGCCAAAAAGCCAGAAACAGCCAAGUAUUGAACAGUAAUAAUAGCAAUCAAAGUAAUGUAGGCAACUGGUUGAGGCCUGGCAGUAGAUUGCCAUCAUCAAGCAGAGAGCGAUCUGCCCCUUUCUUGCAACUUCGUCCUCCUAUCAGCAUACCAGCACACAGUAGAUCCAAGUCGGAAUCUCCCACUCGAGAGAGACGCAACAAUGGAGUGCCCAAGAUUGUCGUGGACCAAGCACGCCAACAGAGUGUGGAUUCAAUCAAGUUGGCAGAGCCAGACUUGCAGAGCCAGCAACAAUCAUUGCGACUACCUGAUCGAUUUGCUAAUCCUGCAAACGUAGCCAGAGGCAUGCCUCAGAGAAGAAAUUCCACAGUCAUUGUACCCAUCACAUUAGGCGCACCUCCUGCACAAAGAGCAAGCAUGGUUACGCAACAAACAGCAACCCCAGCAUCAAGCAUAUCAGCCUCUGAAAAGGCACAAGUGUCUCCGCCCAACAUACUUGCCAGAAGAGCUACCGCCAUGUCGAUACGAAGGAUGUCUCUUACAGCUGACAUGCCAGGAUGCAAUAUCAGUACUGUCAAUGAGAGCACAACGGAUAUGCUCGCUCUAGAUGAUACUGAAGACGAUGUCUUUACGCAAUACUAUGCCAUUGAUGUUACCAUGAAUGAUAUGACAAGUCCAGAUGCAAAGAAGAUUGUGCAUAAAUUUGAGCACAAUGCUUGGUCAGAUCUUUUACAUCGUGAAGUAGCCUCUGAUGAGGAGGACGACUAG
This is a messenger RNA of Mucor velutinosus, 6078 nucleotides long. RefSeq lists its product as uncharacterized. Gene Ontology annotation, cellular component: membrane; voltage-gated calcium channel complex. The transcript is spliced from 19 exons. The record is from RefSeq and is a predicted model, not a curated record. Bases 1 to 6078 code for a protein of 2025 amino acids. Gene Ontology annotation, molecular function: high voltage-gated calcium channel activity. Gene Ontology annotation, biological process: calcium ion import across plasma membrane. NCBI's taxonomy places the organism in Eukaryota, Fungi, Mucoromycota, Mucoromycetes, Mucorales, Mucoraceae.